This is a messenger RNA of Python bivittatus (Burmese python), 632 nucleotides long. RefSeq names its product translocase of outer mitochondrial membrane 22 (gene TOMM22). The record is from RefSeq and is a predicted model, not a curated record. Gene Ontology annotation, cellular component: mitochondrial outer membrane. Lineage: Eukaryota; Metazoa; Chordata; Lepidosauria; Squamata; Pythonidae. Gene Ontology annotation, biological process: intracellular protein transport.
UGCCGGGCCCCUGUUUCCGCACUCUUUAUUCCCUCAGUUGCAGUCAUGGCUGACUCGACGCCACUGUCUCCUGAAGACCUGCUGCUGUCCAAGGGAGGCACCGGUAAAACUGAGGAGCUGGAAGAGGAUACAGAGGAGGAGGAAGAUGAGCUGGAUGAGACCCUGGCAGAGAGACUUUGGGGUCUGACAGAGAUGUUUCCAGAGAGCCUUCGAUCGGCAGCUGGAGCUACCUUCGAUGUAUCCCUUUCUGUAGCUCAGAAAAUGUACAGAUUCUCCAGGGCAGCUUUAUGGAUUGGGACCACUUCUUUCAUGAUCCUAGUUCUUCCUGUUGUUUUUGAAACCGAGAAACUGCAAAUGGAGCAGCAGCAGCAGUUACAACAACGGCAGAUUUUAUUAGGACCAAAUACAGGGCUCUCUGGAGGAAUGCCAGGUGCUCUGCCUUCUCUUCCUGGAAAGAUUUAAUCAAGCCACUGGAGCCAUAUUAUGGAAAAAAAUACUGAAAUUGUUUGUUUGUUAGGCAGAAGUAUUUUUUUUUCUUGGACAUCUGUUCAUGAUGGAGGCAAACCCAAUAUGAAUUUCACGACAUUGACCUUUCCUUUAAUUCUUAGGCAGUCAUGAUUUUUUUUUUCAUU